CCUUCGGAAGAAGAAAGGGAAAGAGAAGAAUUUGAAAAAAAUUAUUUCGCCGCACGUUCACAAAUUCAAGAAAUUAUAAAUAAGAACAAACGUCGCAAUGCAUCGGGUGACGAUGCUUCACUUGAUUUAUCAGCGUCGUAUCCACGAGCACGUCUAGCUCCGAUCGAUUUACCGAAGUUCAACGGAAAUAUACAAGAAUGGGAAGCUUUCUUCGACAGUUUUAAGGUGAUGGUGCACGACCAAGACAGCUAUUCACCGGCCCAUAAGUUUCACUACCUUCGUUCAACAUUAAGUGGACAAGCACUGGACUUGAUAAAGCCUCUACCAAUGACGGACGCGAACUAUGGAUUAGCAAUACAAAAACUUCAGGAGCGGUACGAUAACAAAAGUUUAGUAAUUCAAACACAUAUUCGGGAGAUUAUGAACAGUCCUCGAAUACAGUCUGCCUCAGCUCAAGAACUAUCAAGACUACAAUCACAUAUCACUGCACACUUGGCAGCACUAGAGGCAUUAAGAAUGCCUAUUGAACAUUGGGACGCAUGGCUGGUAACUAUUUUAGUGGAAAGAAUGGACGGAGCAUCCAGCCAUGAAUGGCAGCUACGACAAAGAACUACAGAGUUACCCAGGUAUAAGGACGUGAUGGCAUUUUUGGCAAGUCGCAAUAUCGCCUUUGAAAGCUCGGAAGCAUUAUCAAGUAGGGUAAAUGAAAUCAACCACUCAUCAAAAAAGGCAAGCCAAGGGGGCACUAGCAAAAAGAUAACUUUAGCAGCGUCAUCAGAAUCAAAUCGUGACAAGUGUAGCCUGUGUGAAGGAUCACAUAGACUAUAUGCUUGUUUGAAGUUUAAGCAACUAUCCGUGUCAGAUCGCUUUAAUCAUGUGCGUGGGAGACGCUUAUGUUUUAAUUGUCUGGCGCCAUUCCACAUGUCGGAUGCGUGUCGUUCUAAGUACUCUUGUCAAAAAUGUAGAAAACCUCAUAAUACGCUACUACACUUUGAAGGUAAUGCUAGGGACGCUUCAGCUGCAGCUACCGUUCUACAUGAUAACGAAGGCGAAGGUGAUGCGAAGGAAGUUGCCAAUGCAGAUCAAGUGUCGUUACUAAUAAAUCACAAUAAGGGGCAUGUGUUUCUAUCGACCGCGGUUAUGUUAGCAACUGAUAAAUUUGGCAAUUCCCGUCAAUGUCGAACUAUAUUGGACAGUGGGUCCCAG
This is a messenger RNA of Myzus persicae (green peach aphid), 1206 nucleotides long. RefSeq lists its product as uncharacterized. The transcript has a single exon. NCBI's taxonomy places the organism in Eukaryota, Metazoa, Arthropoda, Insecta, Hemiptera, Aphididae. The record is from RefSeq and is a predicted model, not a curated record. The annotation marks the transcript as partial.